AUGGGGCAGAUGUACAACCUCGUGCGCGAGGUCGUCGACAUGGUGUGCAAGCUGCUGACGAUCGUCGAGGCGGUGAUGCAGCACCCCGCGCUGCUGUCCGCGAAGCUGCGCAGCGCACACGAGGGGCUGUACAGCAUGACGACGGCCCUCGCGGAUGCGGUGCGCAUGCUCAUGAGCGCGAGCGCCAUGAGUGAGGAGGAGGAGAAGGCCACUCUGCUCAGGUCGGCGACGGGCGUGCUCAAGGUGGCCACGGACUGCAUCGCGGCGGUGAAACUCUUUCUGAACCGCACGGUGGUGGGCGAUCACGGGCUGGUGGUGCACUUGCCCAGGCUGGGGCAGAUGAGCCCCGUCGUGAGCCCGCGGGCGAAGGUGGUGUUCGAGGAGGUGAAGGGCGAGGUGAGCCCGGCAGAGAUGCUCAGGCAGUGGUUCGUGGAGAUGGAGGACGAGGAUAUGACCAUCCAGGCUUUCACUGAUGCAGAAUGA
Gloeophyllum trabeum ATCC 11539 is the source of this 483-nucleotide messenger RNA. RefSeq lists its product as uncharacterized. Bases 1 to 483 code for a protein of 160 amino acids. NCBI's taxonomy places the organism in Eukaryota, Fungi, Basidiomycota, Agaricomycetes, Gloeophyllales, Gloeophyllaceae. The transcript has a single exon. The record is from RefSeq and is a predicted model, not a curated record.